This is a messenger RNA of Globicephala melas (long-finned pilot whale), 2676 nucleotides long. It is a transcript of the gene TRIM71, whose product is annotated as tripartite motif containing 71. Lineage: Eukaryota; Metazoa; Chordata; Mammalia; Artiodactyla; Delphinidae. The record is from RefSeq and is a predicted model, not a curated record. Gene Ontology annotation, molecular function: zinc ion binding; ubiquitin protein ligase activity; translation repressor activity. Gene Ontology annotation, biological process: negative regulation of translation; proteasome-mediated ubiquitin-dependent protein catabolic process; protein polyubiquitination.
GCUCUCCUCUCCUCCUCCUCUUCCUCUCUGGUCUCCUCCCUCCUCCGGGCUUGGUUGCAAAUGGCUUCGUUCUCCGAGACCGACUUCCAGAUCUGCCUGCUGUGCAAGGAGAUGUGCGGCUCGCCGGCGCCGCUCUCCUCCAACUCGUCGGCGUCGUCGUCGUCCUCGCAGACGUCCACGUCGUCGGGGGGCGGCGGCGGGGGCCCCGGGGCUGCGGCGCGCCGCCUACACGUCCUGCCCUGCCUGCACGCCUUUUGCCGCCCGUGCCUCGAGGCGCACCGGCUGCCGGCGGCGGGCGGCGGCGCGCCGGGAGAGCCGCUCAAGUUGCGCUGCCCUGUGUGCGACCAGAAGGUCGUGCUGGCCGAGGCGGCGGGCAUGGACGCGCUGCCCUCGUCCGCCUUCCUGCUCAGUAACUUGCUCGACGCCGUGGUGGCCACGGCUGACGAGCCGCCGCCCAAGAACGGGCGGGCCGGCGCCGCGGCGGGCGCGGGCGGCCACAGCAACCACCGACACCACGCGCACCACGCGCACCCGCGCGCUUCUGCCUCGGCGCCGCCGCCGCUCCCGCCAGCGCCGCAGCCGCCCGCGCCGCCCCGCUCAGCGCCCGGCGGCCCCGCGGCCUCCCCGUCGGCGCUGCUGCUGCGCCGGCCUCACGGCUGCAGCUCCUGCGACGAGGGCAACGCGGCCUCGUCGCGCUGCCUCGACUGCCAGGAGCACCUGUGCGACAACUGCGUCCGCGCGCACCAGCGCGUGCGCCUUACCAAGGACCACUACAUCGAACGCGGCCCGCCCGGCCCCACAGCCGCCGCCGCCGCCGCGGCGCAGCAGCUCGGGCUCGGGCCGCCCUUCCCCGGCGCGCCCUUCUCCAUCCUCUCGGUCUUCCCCGAGCGCCUCGGCUUCUGCCAGCACCACGACGACGAGGUGCUGCACCUGUACUGUGACACGUGCUCAGUGCCCAUCUGCCGAGAGUGUACUGUGGGCCGGCACGGCGGCCACAGCUUCGUCUACCUCCAGGAGGCGCUGCAGGACUCACGGGCGCUCACCAUCCAGCUGCUGGCUGAUGCCCAGCAGGGCCGCCAGGCCAUCCAGCUGAGCAUCGAGCAGGCCCAGACGGUGGCAGAGCAGGUGGAGAUGAAGGCAAAAGUGGUACAGUCGGAGGUCAAAGCCGUGACUGCGAGACACAAGAAGGCCCUGGAGGAGCGGGAGUGUGAGCUGCUGUGGAAGGUAGAGAAAAUCCGCCAGGUGAAAGCCAAGUCCCUGUACCUGCAGGUGGAGAAGCUGCGGCAAAACCUCAACAAGCUGGAGAGCACCAUCAGCGCCGUGCAGCAGGUCCUGGAGGAGGGGCGGGCGCUGGACAUCCUGCUGGCCCGAGACCGCAUGCUGGCGCAGGUGCAGGAGCUCAAGACCGUGCGCAGCCUCCUGCAGCCCCAGGAGGACGACCGGGUCAUGUUCACACCCCCUGACCAGGCCCUCUACCUCGCCAUCAAGUCCUUCGGCUUUGUCAGCAGCGGGGCCUUCGCGCCGCUCACCAAGGCCACGGGCGACGGCCUCAAGCGGGCCCUCCAGGGCAAGGUGGCCUCCUUCACUGUCAUCGGCUACGACCAUGACGGGGAGCCCCGCCUCUCAGGAGGCGACCUCAUGUCGGCUGUGGUCCUGGGCCCUGAUGGCAACCUGUUUGGUGCGGAGGUGAGCGACCAGCAGAACGGGACAUACGUCGUGAGCUACCGGCCGCAGCUGGAGGGCGAGCACCUGGUAUCGGUCACCCUGUGCAACCAGCACAUCGAGAACAGCCCCUUCAAGGUGGUGGUCAAGUCCGGCCGCAGCUACGUGGGCAUCGGGCUCCCGGGCCUGAGCUUCGGCAGUGAGGGCGACAGCGAUGGCAAGCUGUGCCGGCCCUGGGGCGUGAGCGUGGACAAGGAGGGCUACAUCGUGGUCGCUGACCGCAGCAACAAUCGCAUCCAGGUGUUCAAGCCCUGCGGCGCCUUCCACCACAAGUUCGGCACUCUGGGCUCCCGGCCCGGGCAGUUUGACCGGCCUGCCGGCGUAGCCUGUGACACCUCCCGCAGGAUCGUGGUGGCCGACAAGGACAAUCAUCGCAUCCAGAUCUUCACCUUUGAGGGCCAGUUCCUCCUCAAGUUCGGUGAGAAGGGCACCAAAAACGGGCAAUUUAACUACCCUUGGGAUGUGGCGGUGAAUUCCGAGGGCAAGAUCCUGGUCUCCGACACGCGGAACCACCGGAUCCAGCUGUUCGGGCCCGAUGGGGUCUUCCUGAAUAAGUAUGGCUUCGAGGGGGCUCUCUGGAAGCACUUUGACUCCCCGAGGGGGGUGGCUUUCAACCACGAGGGCCACUUGGUGGUCACCGACUUCAACAACCACCGGCUCCUGGUCAUUCACCCAGACUGCCAGUCGGCCCGCUUCCUGGGCUCAGAGGGCACUGCCAAUGGGCAAUUCCUGCGCCCACAGGGCGUGGCCGUGGACCAGGAGGGGCGCAUCAUCGUGGCCGAUUCCAGGAACCACCGGGUGCAGAUGUUCGAGUCCAACGGCAGCUUCCUGUGCAAGUUUGGCGCUCAGGGCAGUGGCUUUGGGCAGAUGGACCGGCCCUCCGGCAUCGCUGUCACGCCGGAUGGGAUGAUUGUCGUGGUGGACUUUGGCAACAAUCGAAUCCUCAUCUUCUAA